AUGACGCCAGAGUCCCAGUCGGCUGCACUGCAAGAUCUAAUCACCCAAGCCAAUGCCAACAAGACAGCUGUACUGGCAGUCAUCGAUGCAGCAAUUGCCUCCAAGCAACAGAGUGUCAACAACACACGAACUCUCAUUAACAAUGCUGGCAAUGCUUUGGUUGUGGGUGAUCUGAGGGAAAUAAAGGGGACCUUGGAGCGUCAUGCUGCCGAGCUCAUUGAGAGGCGAGCAACAAGAACCCAGGAUUGGGACACGACGAUCAAUGCCGCAAAGGACAGACUCAAUGUUGUCACUGAUAGCCUGACCAACUUGCAGCAGCAAAAGAAGGUGGUGGAUGUCAAGGUGGAAUGUGAUAUCCGCACCCUCGACGAACUCCAUUCUGCCUUCGGCAAUGCUGAGCAGCUUUUCGAACAGGUGGUCAAAUGGAAUCAGCAAGAAAAGCUGACAAUUGCCAAACUGGAGGUAGAAAUUGCCCAGAAGUUUUGGAAGCAGAUGGUCAGAUUGAAUCCACAAGAUGAAGAAAAGCUGGCAAUAGCCGCACAGGAGGCAUCUGAUGCCCUGGGACGGUUGGUGGAAGUGCACGAAGACGGCAAGAGAAUGAAGGCAUUUUAGACAUGUUUUGAUCCCGAUUUCACUGGUAUCACUGGUAUCGUAUGAAGAAGCAGACCAGUGGACGACAAUGUCACUUGGGCCGACGACAUGCGAGCUCGACAACAACCAGGGGAACAGGCCCCAUUUCUGUGUUACGAAUCAAGAUCGACGAGAUAGCUACAGUCUGAGGAUGGGCUACCCGCACAUGUACACUACUAUUGAUUCAGGUCAAGCUCGGUCCAAGAAAUAGUGUUGGACCUAAUGAGAAGACCGCGUAGUGUAACCUCAUAGCCUAUACUCUUGUCACCAUAAAAUGUCUAGCUCCACAUCCACCUCUGUUCGGCAUUUCGCCGAAAAGUCAA
This is a messenger RNA of Seminavis robusta, 953 nucleotides long. NCBI's taxonomy places the organism in Eukaryota, Bacillariophyta, Bacillariophyceae, Naviculales, Naviculaceae. The record is from the annotation of a GenBank genome assembly.